AUGUCAUGCUGGGGAUGCAUGUGCUAUACUUUUCAUGAAAAGAGAGCAGCUGUCCAAAGUCAUGAUCACUUCGUUGGUCUUGCACAGUUUACGAUUCAAAUGCACACUGACAUGUUUCAGAGGAAGGAUCAGCAGCUGAAAGCACAGCAAGGAACUGUUGAAAAUCAUAUCCGGCGGAUAGUUGAAUUAGAAGCUGAAGUGACUUCACUGCAGGUAUGUGAAGAUCGAUUUCUCUUUUCUGUGAUGUGA
Messenger RNA from Cylicostephanus goldi, 249 nucleotides. Lineage: Eukaryota; Metazoa; Nematoda; Chromadorea; Rhabditida; Strongylidae. The record is from the annotation of a GenBank genome assembly.